Molecule: messenger RNA, 9420 nt
Organism: Ctenocephalides felis (cat flea)
Lineage: Eukaryota; Metazoa; Arthropoda; Insecta; Siphonaptera; Pulicidae
Product: neural-cadherin-like
Biological process (GO): multicellular organism development; calcium-dependent cell-cell adhesion; cell morphogenesis
Cellular component (GO): adherens junction; catenin complex; plasma membrane
Molecular function (GO): calcium ion binding; cadherin binding
Source: RefSeq, a predicted model, not a curated record
UGGCCUUGGUCACCAGUGUUUUGGGCGAAAUGAUAUUUGAUGACACCAAAUUGGACUUCACCACGAUAUCAGUGAUACCUAACGACGCUCCUGCAGGAUUUGCAGUCAAAAAUUUAAAUGACCAUCACACCAAUUUUAGCCAGAAUUAUAAAUUAUUAAAUACGAAGUACUCGGAUUAUUUUACGGUGUUGAAAGAUGGUUUGGUGAUGACUACAGGUGACUUGGGACCUUUGACAAACCGUCCGAUAAACUUGCAGGUUUUGGAAAAAUCUGAGAAUGGUACCUCGAGAAAAGACUUGAGGCUGUAUGUGGUUAAUAGGAAGGACAUGUUGCAAUUUACAAAUUUGGAUGGUAUAGUUGGCGAAAUUUCUGAAAGUGCUUUGCCUGGUGCAAGAGUCUACAAUUUACCAAUGUUGAGGGCUGCAAGUAUGUCCAGGAAGACACCUUUGGUGUACUCCAUAGUAAAGGGCAAUGAAAAUGGUACUUUUGCCCUGGAGGAUGAUCCUGAGUACGGUCCUGGAGUCUGGUUGGUCUUGAGGAAUCAUCUGGAUUACGAGACACAAAACAGGUACUUGUUGACUUUGCAAGCAAAUGACGCCCAAGGGAUAAACAAAGCUUUGGUUGACGUCGAUAUAAAAGUCCUAAAUAUCAACGACAACAAUCCUGUUUUUGAAAAAACCGUGUACAGAUUUAUAGUACGUGGUUAUAGGCGUGAAAACGAAACAGUCUUGUACAAAAGAUUUGAAACCGUAGGCACUGUCAAAGCUUUUGACAAAGACGGUGACAAAAUCGUGUACAAACUAUCAAACCCCAGUAACAUUUUUGUUAUUGUACCCCAAACUGGAGACAUUUUGCUCGUGGAUCAACCUACUGAAGACGAGUAUGUUUUGGCAGUUCAAGCCCAUGAUUUAGGUGAACCCAAAAACAGGUUCAGCAAAAGAUCUGCAAGUGUCGUCAUCGACUUCAAACCGCCCUUGGACGAAAAACUGAACCGAGACUUCGAACUCGAUGACAAAGAUUUGGCACCGGAGUCACAAUUUUUGAAGUACGCCAAACACGACAUGAAACUCGAAGACGGCUUGAAUGAUGUUUUAGACAAACAUGAUGACCUCAGGGAUAUUCUAAGUGACUCCAAACGCCACCAGGACUACUACGAUGACUUAGACACCAACAAUCUUCAACCUGGUGAAGACACUGGUGUCUUUUACCAUUCUAGGCAAAAACGUAGGGUUACCAGGGCUGUAAGACCCACCAAACGUGUCGAAUUUGCUGAAUCUGAUGGUGAUCUUGAAGGACGAAGUGUUUUUCAAUUGGAGAAGGAGACUGAUAGGGAAACUUUCAAGAUUAGGGACGAAAAUGCUUGGGUCACUGUGGAACCUAAUGGUGCUGUCAGGGUGAAGAAACGUUGGGACUACGAGGAAUUGGGACCGGACAAGACCAUCGACUUCUGGGUCACCAUUCAUAACAACGGAACCAAAAAUGGAGGACUAAAAUAUACGGACAACCAGAGAGUCAUAGUCCACGUCAGGGAUGUAAAUGACGAGCCGCCUUAUUUUAUAAAUCGGCCCUUACCAAUGCAAGCUGUAGUACAACUAAAUGCACCCCCAAAUACACCAGUUUUUACCCUCCAAGCCAGAGAUCCUGACACUGACCACAAUAUUCACUAUUUUAUAGUCAGAGACAGAACUGGGGGUAGAUUUGAGGUUGAUGAAAGAUCAGGCGUCGUCCGAAGUAGGGGUACAGAUGCCUUCCAACUGGACAUGGAAUAUGUUUUGUAUGUAAAAGCUGAAGAUCAAAAUGGUAGAGUCGAUGACAAGAGGUUUCAAGCUACUCCUGAGGAAAGAUUGAGCAUCGUUGGAGGCAAACGCGCGCCACAGUUUUACAUGCCGAGCUAUGAAGCUGAGAUUCCUGAAAACCAGAAAAAGGACUCUGACAUCAUUUCAGUAAAGGCCAAAUCCUUCGCAGAUCGCGAAAUAAGGUACACCUUGAAGGCCCAAGGCCAAGGUGCAGGUACUUUUAACAUUGGGCCUACUUCUGGCAUCGUAAAAUUGGCCAAAGAAUUGGAUUUUGAAGACCUAAGACAACCUCAUGUUUAUUCUUUGGUGGUGACAGCCACUGAAGACUCUGGAGGCUUCUCAACAUCUGUCGAGCUGACCAUUAGGGUAACAGAUGUGAAUGACAAUGCCCCUAAAUUCGAGUUGCCAGAUUAUCAAGCCCAUAAUGUCGAUGAAGAUAUUCCUUUAGGCACAUCUGUCCUAAAAGUAAAAGCUGCUGAUGCUGAUUCAGGAGCAAAUGCUGAAGUCGAAUAUUUGGUUUCUGAUGAACAUUUUUCUGUGGACGCCGGAGGAGUCAUUACUAAUAAUAAACAGUUGGAUGCUGAUAAUAAUAAUGCUUAUUACGAGUUCCAGGUGACUGCCCAAGAUAAAGGUGAACCUGCCAAAACUGGUACAGCAACUGUUCGUGUUUACACCAAGAAUAAAAACGAUGAGGAACCUAAGUUUUCUCAACAGGUUUAUACCCCAAAUGUGGACGAAAAUGCUGGUCCAAAUACUUUGGUAACUACAGUAGUAGCCAGUGACAAAGAUGGUGACAAUGUUCGAUUUGGUUUUGUUGGAGGUGGAACCAGUUCUGGCCAAUUUGUCAUUGAAGACAUUACUGGUGUCAUCAGAUUACAUGGUAAGGCAAUUUCUCUGGAUCGUGACAAGUACGAACUAAAUGUGACAGCAAUGGACGAUGGUGCUUGUUGUGCCAAUGGUGAAAGAACAGUUCAUACUUCAACAGCAGUUGUUGUUGUUUUCAUCACCGAUGUCAACGACAACAAACCAGUUUUCCGAGACUGUGCAACUUAUUACCCAAAAGUUGAAGAAGGUGCUCCAAAUGGUAGCCCUGUCAUCAAAGUGCAUGCUACUGACGAAGACAAAGGAGUCAAUGGACAGGUUAAAUACUCCAUAGUGCAACAACCUAACCAAAAAGGUACCAAGUUUACUGUCGACGAAGAAACUGGUGAAGUCUCCACCAACAAAGUCUUCGAUCGUGAAGGAGAUGAUGGUAAAUUUGUAUCAGUAACUGUCAAAGCUACUGAUCAAGGUGAACCUUCUCUGGAAGGCGUUUGUUCUUUCACUGUUGAAAUUACUGAUGUCAACGACAACCCACCUUUGUUCGACAGACAGAAAUAUGUCGAGAAUGUAAAACAAGAUGCCUCAAUCGGCACCAACAUUCUUCGAGUGUCAGCUUCAGACGAAGAUGCUGAUAACAAUGGUGCUAUUGUCUACACCUUAUCAGCUCCUUAUAAUCCAGCUGAUUUGGAAUACUUUGAAAUCCAACCUGAAAGUGGAUGGAUUGUCUUGAGGAAACCUCUUGACCGUGAGACUUAUAAAUUAGAAGCAAUGGCUCAGGAUAAAGGCUAUCCACCUUUAUCCAGAACUGUAGAAGUUCAAAUUGAUGUGGUAGAUCGUGCAAAUAAUCCACCAGUUUGGGACCAUGUCGUUUAUGGGCCAAUUUAUAUUAGGGAAAAUUUGCCAGUUGGUGCUAAAGUCGUUUCGGUUAAAGCCAGUUCUGGUAUAGAAGGCAACCCAACGGUUUUCUAUCGCCUAAUGCCAGGAUCAACAGCUCAGACCAAUAAAUACCACACAUUUUACCUUCAACAAAGAUCUGAUAAUGGUUUUACUUGGGCUGAUAUCAAAGUAAAUCAUCCACUGGACUAUGAGACCAUCAAGGAGUAUAAUUUGACCAUACGUGUAGAGAACAAUGGUGCCCAACAAUUGGCUUCUGAAGCAACAGUUUACAUAAUGCUGGAAGACGUCAACGAUGAAAUUCCUUUAUUUACUGAAAGAGAACAAGAAACUGUCUUGGAAGGUGAACCAAUUGGCACCAAAGUCACCCAAGUGAAUGCCAUUGACAAGGAUGGAACUUUUCCUAAUAACCAGGUCUAUUACUAUGUGGUAGAUUCUCCAAGAAAUGAAGGCAAAGACUUUUUCGAAAUAAACCUUCAGUCAGGGGAAGUUUUUACCAAAGUUGUCUUUGAUAGGGAAAAGCAGGGCGCCUACGCCCUUGAAAUCGAGGCCAGAGACGGGGCAACCAGUGCCAGGCCUAAUAGCAACAAUCAUCCGAAUUCAGUGACCAAAUUUAUCCGUAUCGGAAUAGCUGAUAAGAAUGACAAUCCUCCAUAUUUCGACAAAGCCCUUUACGAGGCUGAAGUGGACGAAAAUGAGGACAUACAGCAUACUGUCCUUACUGUCACCGCCAAAGAUCACGAUGAAUCCUCGCGUAUUCGAUACGAGAUUACAAGCGGUAACAUAGGUGGAGCUUUCGCUGUGAAAAAUAUGACCGGUGCCAUCUACGUUGCAGGAGCACUGGACUACGAAACGAGGAAACGGUACGAACUGCGAUUGGCGGCCUCUGAUAACCUCAAAGAAAACUACACGACAGUUGUAAUUCACGUAAAAGACGUGAACGACAAUCCUCCUGUUUUCGAAAGACCUACAUACAGGACACAAAUCACUGAAGAAGACGACAGGAAUUUACCGAAACGUGUCCUACAGGUGACAGCCACUGAUGGUGACAAGGAUAGGCCACAAAAUAUUGUUUAUUUCCUGACAGGACAAGGUAUUGAUCCUGACAAUCCUGCCAACAGCAAAUUCGAUAUUAACAGGACGACUGGGGAAAUUUUCGUACUCAAGCCUUUAGAUAGAGAUCAGCCCAACGGACGACCCCAGUGGCGUUUCACAGUUUUUGCCCAGGACGAGGGGGGUGAAGGACUUGUUGGCUAUGCUGAUGUCCAAGUUAAUCUCAAGGAUAUCAAUGAUAAUGCUCCUAUAUUUCCACAAGGUGUGUACUUCGGCAACGUCACUGAAAAUGGUACAGCUGGUAUGGUGGUGAUGACAAUGUCUGCAGUCGAUUAUGAUGAUCCAUCAGAAGGCACAAAUGCCAGAUUGGUGUAUUCUAUCGAAAAAAAUGUCAUUGAGGAAGAAACUGGUUCACCGAUCUUCGAAAUUGAGUCCGAUACUGGAGUUAUCAAGACUGCGGUGUGUUGUCUGGAUAGAGAAAGAACUCCUGAUUAUUCCAUACAAGUGGUUGCAAUGGACGGUGGAGGGUUAAAAGGGACAGGGACGGCUUCUAUAAGGGUCAAAGAUAUAAACGACAUGCCUCCACAAUUUACCAAAGAUGAAUGGUUUACAGAAGUCGACGAAACUGAUGGCACAAAUCUCCCUGAAAUGCCUAUUUUGACGGUGACUGUCCAUGAUGAGGAUGAAACCAACAAGUUCCAGUACAAGGUUAUCGACAACUCUGGUUACGGUGCUGAUAAAUUUACAAUGGUACGCAAUAAUGAUGGUACAGGAUCCUUAAAAAUCGUGCAACCCUUAGACUACGAAGACCAACUCCAGAGCAACGGUUUUAGAUUCAGAAUUCAAGUAAACGACAAAGGCGAAGACAAUGAUAACGACAAAUACCACGUUGCAUACUCAUGGGUUGUGGUGAAACUCCGAGACAUCAACGACAAUCGUCCACAAUUCGAAAGACCAAAUAUAGAAGUAUCAGUUUACGAAAACGCAGACGUCGGCAAGGCUUUGGAAACCUUUAAGGCUACUGAUCCUGACCAAGGUGGAAAAAGUAGAGUAUCUUAUGCAAUUGAUAGAUCCUCAGACAGACGACGACAGUUUAGUAUCAGCUCUGAAGGCACUGUUAGUAUCCAAAGAUCUCUGGAUCGUGAGGAAACUCCCAGACACCAGGUUAAAAUCCUUGCAAUUGAUGAUGGUGUUCCACCAAAAACGGCGACAGCAACUUUAACAGUAAUUGUACAAGAUAUAAAUGAUAAUGCACCGACGUUCUUGAAGGCAUACCGUCCAGUUUUACCAGAACAUGUGCCACCAAGAAAAGUUAUCGAAAUUUUAGCAACUGAUGAUGAUGAUAGAUCCAAGAGUAAUGGCCCACCGUUCCAAUUUAGACUUGAUCCUGGUGCAGAUGAUGUUAUCAGGGCUUCCUUCAAAGUUGAACAAGAUCAGAAGGGUGCCAACGGUGACGGUAUGGCAAUUGUGUCAUCCCUAAGAUCCUUCGACAGAGAACAACAAAAAGAAUACUUAAUUCCAAUAGUGAUCAAAGAUCAUGGUAACCCAGCAAUGACUGGUACAAGCAUGACAGUCGUCAUUGGUGAUGUAAAUGACAACAAAAUGCAACCUGGUUCCAAGGAAAUCUUCGUCUACAACUACCAAGGACAGGCUCCUGAGACUGAAAUUGGACGUGUAUACGUUUACGAUUUGGACGACUGGGAUUUACCAGACAAAAAAUUCUAUUGGGAAGCUGUUGAGCACCCCAGAUUCAAAUUGAACGAUGAUACAGGGAUGAUUUACAUGAAACCUGGUACCAAAGAUGGACGUUACCAGCUAAGGUUUAGGGUUUAUGAUAGGAAACACACGCAAACGGAUGUUCCAGCAAAUGUUACAGUAGUUGUAAGGGAGUUACCGAGAAGGGCUGUGCUGAAUUCGGGAUCUGUGCGUUGAGGAUUGACUGAUGAAGAUUUUAUCAGGGUUUGGGAUUAUAGGACCCAAAGUCCACACCGAAGCAAAGCUGAAAGGUUCCGUGACAAAAUAGCAGAUCUUUUGAGCAUCGAUCGCAAUAAUGUUGAUGUCUUCAGUGUCCAAACCAGAAGACACCAUCCUGCAAUUACUGAUAUCAGGUUUGCAGCUCGUGCAGAAACCUAUUACAAACCUGUCAGGCUAAAUGGUAUAGUUUUGAUGCACCGGGAAGAGAUCGAAAGAGAUGUCGGUAUAAACAUCACCAUGGUAGGAAUUGACGAGUGUUUGUAUGAGAACAAAAUGUGUGAAGGUUCUUGCACUAAUAAUUUGGACAUCAGCAACUUGCCUUAUAUGGUAAAUGCUAAUAAGACUGCUCUGGUUGGUGUUAGGGUUGAUGUUUUGGCAGAGUGCACGUGUGGUGCUAGGAACUUUAGUAAACCUGAAAGCUGCAGGACGUCACCUUGUCACAAUGGUGGACGUUGCACAGAAUCUCGUAGAGGAGCUCAUGGGCCAACUUGUUCAUGUCCUGCAGGAUAUACUGGUCCUAGAUGUCAACAAACUGCAAGGAGUUUCCGAGGUGGACAAGGAUGGGCUUGGUAUCCAGCCUUGGAAAUGUGUUCAGAUUCACAUCUUUCUAUAGAAUUUAUUACCAGGAAACCCGAUGGUGUCCUCCUCUACAACGGCCCUAUAGUCCCACCAGAGCCAGAAGAAAUCAUGGUAUCCGAUUUCAUAUCCCUGGAACUGGAACGUGGUUAUCCCAGACUUCUGAUAGAUUUUGGAUCAGGAACCCUAGAACUUCGUGUAAAAACCAGGAAAAGUCUGGACGACGGCGAAUGGCACAGGAUUGACAUAUUUUGGGACACGGAAAACGUUCGAAUGGUCGUCGAUCAUUGUCGAUCUGCUGAGGUUUCGGAGUUGGAGGACGGAUCUGCUCCUGAAUUUGAUGGUGAAACCUGUCAAGCAAGGGGUACUGUCCCUCCGUUUAAUGAGUAUUUGAAUGUUAAUGCUCCUUUACAAAUCGGUGGUUUGUACAUGGAGCAAUUCGAUCCUACCCAUUACAGAUGGCAAUACAUGCCUUCUGGUAAAGGUUUUGAUGGUUGUGUACGCAAUUUAGUACACAACAGUGUCCUUUACGAUUUGGCUCAUCCUGGUUUGUCAAGGAAUAGUGCUGCAGGUUGUCCUCAAACUGAAGAAGUUUGUGCACAAUCUGAAACCACAGCAAGAUGUUGGGAACAUGGUUCCUGUGCUGGUUCCUUCACCGAAGCAAGAUGUGUCUGCAGACCUGGCUGGACAGGACCAGCUUGCUCAGUUCCAACCAUUCCUACACAAUUCAAACAACAAAGUUACGUCAAAUACGCCUUAAGUUUUGAACCAGACAGAUUCAGCACAAGAAUCCAGCUAAGGUUCCGUACUAGAGAAGAACAUGGUGAGUUGUUCAGGGUCAGCGAUCAACACAACAGGGAAUACGGAAUUCUGGAAAUCAAGGAAUCUCGUCUCCACUUCCGAUACAAUUUGAAUUCUCUGAGAACUGAAGAAAGGGACAUCAGGUUGAGCCAUGUUGCUGUUGAUGAUGGCCAAUGGCACGUGGUUAGAGUUGCGAGACAUGGAUCUACUGCUUCUUUGGCUUUGGAUGGUGGUGAAGGCAGGAGAUAUAAUGAGACAUACAACUUUGAAGGUCACCAAUGGUUGUUGGUCGAUAAGCAAGAAGGUGUUUAUGCUGGUGGAAAAGCUGAAUAUACAGGAGUGAGGACUUUUGAAGUUUAUGCUGAUUAUCAAAAAGGUUGUUUAGAUGAUAUCCGUCUAGAAGGCAAACAUCUUCCACUUCCUCCGGCCAUGAAUGGAACCCAAUGGGGCCAGGCAACUAUGGCCAGAAAUUUAGAAAGACAAUGUUUGUCUAAUAGGCCUUGUCAAAAUGUAAUUUGUCCUGAUCCUUUCGAAUGUGUAGAUUUGUGGAACGAGUAUGAGUGCACUUGUGGUGAAGGUCGAGUGGUUUCACCAGACGCCAAAGGUUGUGCAGACAAAGACGAAUGUCUGGACCUGCCUUGUCUGAAUGGAGGAACCUGCAUAAAUCAGGAACCCAGAUUGAGGUACCGGUGUAUCUGUCCUGACGGGUUCUGGGGCGAAAACUGCGAGUUGGUGCAGGAGGGCAGAACCCUAAAACUCAGUAUGGGCGCUUUGGCGGCUAUUCUAGUUUGUCUGCUGAUGAUACUCAUUUUGGUGCUCGUUUUCGUGGUUUACAAUCGAAGGAGAGAGAGCCAUGUUAAAUAUCCAGGAGGACCUGAUGAUGAUGUCAGGGAGAAUAUUAUUAAUUACGAUGACGAAGGUGGCGGCGAAGACGACAUGACAGCCUUCGAUAUAACGCCUUUACAAAUUCCUGUUGGAGGGCCUCAUCCGGCCCUGGGAGCCCCUGGUUUGGUGCCCCCUGCAGGAAAAAUGCAGCCCUGCAUUAUGACGCAACCUGCAUUCAGAAAUCCAGUGCCGUUAAAUCCAGGGGAACCUCAGUCAGUGGCGGCGUUUAUUGGGGAGCAUAAAAAGCGUUCGGAUGCUGACCCGAAUGCACCCCCUUUCGACGACUUGAGGAACUACGCCUAUGAAGGCGGCGGCUCCACCGCGGGCAGUCUUAGUUCGCUAGCAUCAGGUACGGAUGAUGAGCAACAAGAAUACGAUUAUCUAGGGGCCUGGGGCCCCCGAUUUGAUAAAUUAGCCGACAUGUACGGCCCCACUGGAAAUGAACACGAACACGAUGACGAACUGUAAAGAAAAAAAAAUGACUAAAGAAAAAAAAUUGGAUGAAGACGAAUUUAAAAAUCUGGUACUUAAACUGUAAGUACAUAUAUGUUUACAUAUCAAAUAAUUCGGUUUCGAACUUGUACUGGGAUAAAUAAUUUGUUUGACGUCCUGACGAGUU